This is a messenger RNA of Propithecus coquereli (Coquerel's sifaka), 2175 nucleotides long. RefSeq names its product carbohydrate (chondroitin 6) sulfotransferase 3 (gene CHST3). Gene Ontology annotation, cellular component: Golgi membrane. The transcript is spliced from 3 exons. Gene Ontology annotation, biological process: N-acetylglucosamine metabolic process; carbohydrate metabolic process. Bases 481 to 1899 code for a protein of 472 amino acids. Gene Ontology annotation, molecular function: chondroitin 6-sulfotransferase activity; N-acetylglucosamine 6-O-sulfotransferase activity. The record is from RefSeq and is a predicted model, not a curated record. NCBI's taxonomy places the organism in Eukaryota, Metazoa, Chordata, Mammalia, Primates, Indriidae.
GCCUUGGACGCAGUUCAGGAAUCCGCUGCCGCUGCCGCCGCCGUCGCGGGCCGCUCGCCGGCUCGGGCCGGAGCGGGAGGGCGCCAGGCAACACCGCUCGCUCGCCCGCUCGCUGCGCAGGCAGGACGGCGCCCUCCUGGCGCCGCUUCCCGCCCCGCGUGCCGACCCGCCGGGCAGCGCCUCCCUCCCUCCCUGCCGGCCGCCGCCCCCGGGGAGGGCGCGGAGCCCGGGCCGCGCGGGAGCCGGGGCCGCUGGGCCGCUUCUGCCGGGAUCUUCCGAGAGGAGGGCGAAGUUGCGAGCGGAUGCUGCCCGCGCCGGACCCCAGCCACGGAGGAGCAGAUCCGCCCGCGCCGGGGGAGGCUCGGCGGCCGGGGACGAGGGUGUCCCCCACCUGAAGACGACAAGCCAGGUCCUGAGUGAUGCCCCUGAGCUGAGUGUCCGCGGCCGGCCCGAGGAGUCCCCACAGCCCCACCUUUUCCCAUGGAGAAAGGACUCUCUUUGCCCCAGGACUGCCGGGACUUUGUGCACAGCCUGAGGAUGAGGGGAAAAUAUGCCCUUUUCUUGGCUUUUGUGGUGAUAGUUUUUGUCUUCAUUGAAAAGGAAAAUAAAAUCAUAUCAAGGGUCUCGGACAAGCUGAAGCAGAUCCCCCAAACCCUGGCAGAUGCCAACAGCACCGAUCCAGCCCUGGUCUUGGCUGAGAACGCGUCCCUCUUGUCCCUGAGCGAGCUCGAUUCAGCCUUUUCCCAGCUGCAGAGCCGUCUCCGCAACCUCAGCCUGCAGCUGGGUGUGGAGCCCGCGGGGGAGGCCUUGGGGGAGGAGGAGGAGGAGGCGGAGCCGCGCCGACCUGGCCCGCCCCGGCGCCACGUGCUCCUCAUGGCCACGACCCGCACGGGCUCCUCGUUCGUGGGCGAGUUCUUCAACCAGCAGGGCAACAUCUUCUACCUCUUCGAGCCGCUGUGGCACAUCGAGCGCACGGUGUCCUUCGAGCCGGGAGGCGCCAACGCCGCGGGCUCGGCGCUGGUGUACCGCGACGUGCUCAAGCAGCUCUUCCUGUGCGACCUGUACGUCCUGGAGCACUUCAUCACCCCGCUGCCGGAGGACCACCUGACCCAGUUCAUGUUCCGCCGGGGCUCCAGCCGCUCCCUCUGCGAGGACCCGGUCUGCACGCCCUUCGUCAAGAAGGUCUUUGAGAAGUACCACUGCAAGAACCGCCGCUGCGGCCCCCUCAACGUGACGCUGGCCGCCGAGGCCUGCCGCCGCAAGGAGCACAUGGCACUCAAGGCCGUGCGCAUCCGGCAGCUGGAGUUCCUGCAGCCGCUGGCCGAGGACCCCCGGCUGGACUUGCGCGUCAUCCAGCUGGUGCGCGACCCCCGGGCCGUGCUGGCGUCCCGCAUGGUGGCCUUCGCCGGCAAGUACGAGACCUGGAAGAAGUGGCUCGCCGAGGGAGAGGACCGGCUGAGAGAGGAGGAGGUGCAGCGGCUGCGGGGCAACUGCGAGAGCAUCCGCCUGUCGGCGGAGCUGGGCCUGCGGCAGCCCGCCUGGCUCCAGGGCCGCUACAUGCUGGUGCGCUACGAGGACGUGGCGCGCAGUCCCCUGCAGAAGGCCCGAGAGAUGUACCGCUUCGCAGGCAUCCCCCUGACCCCGCAGGUGGAGGACUGGAUCCAGAAGAACACCCAGGCGGCCCGCGACAGCAGCGGCAUCUACUCCACCCAGAAGAACUCCUCGGAGCAGUUCGAGAAGUGGCGCUUCAGCAUGCCCUUCAAGCUGGCCGAGGUGGUGCAGGCCGCCUGCGGCCCCGCCAUGCACCUCUUCGGCUACAAACUGGCACGGGAUGCCGCCUCCCUCACCAACCGCUCCGUCAGCCUGCUGGAGGAACGGGGCACCUUCUGGGUCACGUAGGGGGCCUGGAGCCCUGUGUACCCCUCCUGGUAAAAGGCCCGCCCUGCCUUCCUCACACCCAGGCCAGCGGUGAAAUGCAGCCCUCGCCGAGGGCGGGUGGGACGCUGCCCUGUGAGCGGGCAGCCCCUCGCUGUAGCAGUAGGCCCCCAGCCAGCUAGCGCCCCGCCACGGCCACAGGCCCUGGGUUUCUCUCUGAGAACAGGACGGUGCCUGGUCCCUUUGUGGGACGUCACACCCAGACCUGAGGAGCUACAGCCUCCUGGGCAGGCCCGGACA